Molecule: messenger RNA, 2884 nt
Organism: Danio rerio (zebrafish)
Lineage: Eukaryota; Metazoa; Chordata; Actinopteri; Cypriniformes; Danionidae
Gene: septin9a
Product: septin 9a
Cellular component (GO): septin complex; cytoskeleton
Molecular function (GO): GTP binding
Source: RefSeq, marked validated
UCACAGCACUUAAGAGGUCAUUUGAAGUGGAGGAGGAUACAUCCACAAACCCUUCCCCGCUUUCCCGUAGAACAACCAACCCUCUGCGCUCCUCCGGCACUUCAUCAAGCAGUCGUUUCCAUGACCUGAGAUCCCUGAACUCUGAGCCCAUGUCCAGGCACGCUUCAGAUUCCUCCUCCAACCAGCGCUCUCCAAAGUCCAGCCUGCGCCGUGUGGAGUUAUCAGGAGGCCGUGUUCCAGAGACUGUGUCACGUAGGACAGAGAUCUCCAUUGACAUCUCCUCAAAGCAGGUGGACAGCUCGCCCAGUCCUGGCAUUGCCCGUUUUGGCUUAAAAAGACCUGAAGUCUCGCUUCAAAGCAAAGCCACAGAUGCACCUCUCCACAGAAGGGCUGAAGGUAACCACAGCAGAGCCCAGGAACCCCCAGCACCUCCCAGAAGAGCUGACCCGCCAGUAUCUACAUCCCGGAUCCCUGAGCUGUCCCAAAGGCGAGCAGAGCCUCCCAGCCCUCUUGACAUCUCCGCUCCAUCUAGACGGGCUGAGAUGCACGUUAACAGACAGCUCUCGGACACACAGUCUCCUGCAAGAGAGUCAGAGAACAGCUUCACCUCGGCAGCCAGCAUCACUCCUACCUUCAAUGAAUACAAAACCCCUCCAUCAGUGCAUGAAGCCCCCAUAAGGCCUCUUGAGAGGUCAGAGGUCACUUCCAGCUACAGCAGCAGUAGCAGCAGCAGCAGUAGCAUCAUGGCAGAUUCUGUUAUCUCAGAGAUUCCCCCAACCAUGUGCCUGGAGAAACCCAGCAUCGACUUCAGCUACGUGGGCAUCGAUGCCAUCCUGGAGCAGAUGAGGAGGAAGGCCAUGAAACAGGGCUUUGAGCUCAACAUCAUGGUAGUGGGUCAGAGUGGUUUGGGGAAGUCCACACUGAUGAACACGCUCUUCAAGUCUAAGGUGAGCCGUAAGUCUUUCAUGGGUACAGCUGAGGAAAAGAUCCCCAAAACCAUCGAGAUCAAGUCCGUCAGUCAUGACAUUGAGGAGAAAGGAGUUCGUAUGAAGCUGACUGUCAUAGACACACCAGGGUUUGGGGACCAGAUCAACAAUGAGAAUUGUUGGCAGCCCAUAAUGAAGUUCAUCAAUGACCAGUAUGAGCAGUACUUGCAGGAAGAGAUCAACAUUGACAGGAAGAAGAGGAUCCCAGACUCACGAGUGCACUGCUGCAUAUACUUCAUACCACCCACAGGACACUGUCUUAGGCCUUUGGAUGUAGAGUUUAUGAGGCGUCUCAGUAAGGUGGUGAACAUAGUUCCUGUUAUCGCUAAGGCUGACACUCUGACUUUAGAGGAGAGAGACUUCUUUAAAAAGAAGAUCAGGGAAGAGCUUCGAGCCAAUGGGAUUGACGUCUAUCCACAGAAAGAGUUUGACGAGGAUGCAGAGGACAGAAUGAUUAAUGAGAAAAUAAGAGAGAUGAUCCCUUUCGCAGUAGUAGGAAGUGACCAGGAGUACCAGGUCAAUGGGAGACGACUCUUGGGAAGAAAAACAAAAUGGGGAACCAUUGAAGUUGAGAAUAUUGCCCACUGUGAGUUUGCCUACCUGCGGGACCUCCUUAUAAGAACCCACAUGCAGAACAUUAAAGACAUCACCAGCAGUAUCCACUAUGAGAUGUACCGUGUCUGUCGGCUCAACGAGAAUAACACUCAAGCCAAUGGUCUCGCCGAUCACCAUCCGGCCUCUCACGAAAUAUAGCGCUCCUAUCCCAUCCUCCCCUCUACCCCAUUUUUUCCACUACUCUCCAAUACCCAACCCUUAUUUCACCAAACUGCCCCCUGAAUCAGGCUUGGACCAAGGUGAAGAGGUCCAUCAAGAGAAGCACAUAAUGACUUUAUCUCCCAGAAACCAUUAAAGCCUCUGCAUGGGCACUGCAGGGGUGAAGGUCAAAAAUACAGCUGUUAAAGAGCGCUUCGAUUUACCGCAUGCAUUUGAAUUCACUCUGUCGGUGUCUAUGUGUGAUAUAUAAGGCAUGUGAAUGGUUAGCUCGUUACAUGCAGCAUCACUCUUUCUUUUAAUUGAUCAGCAAUGCUCCUCAUGAGAUUCAUCAAAAGUAUCUCUAAAUAUUUAUUCUUAAUUUUGAGCGAGACACAAGUCAUAUUUUAAACCAAAAGCUGUACAAACUUCCAUUCAGCAUUAUGAAACUACAACUUAUACUGUCUUGAAUACUAGUUCCCUUUAGCAUUAUGGGAAACUUGGCAUUUUUUUAAAACAUCUGUGCAAAUAAUUGCAGGAAAACUGACUCAUUGGACCCUCGGUAUCAUUUAAAAGCAGUAAUGAUUGGAGUUACAGGUUUGGGGUUUGUGUUGGAAAGAUUAUCCAAACUGAAUAGUAUUUAUGUCAAUUAAAUGAGAUCGUUGCAUCCUUUAUUCAAACGGUCUUAUUUAUUGCAGAAUGUGACCUGAACUGGACAGAGAACAGCAGUGCUUUCAACAGGCUUUUAAUGAGUUGUUUAAUUGUGUUUUUAUCAGGCAAUGCUCACUGCCGUUUAUCUUAAUCCUUCCAGAUCGCCUGGUUCUCUUCCAGUCAUUGUGAAUAUGUACACCAUCUUUUGUCAGUUUAGGUGUCGUGUUUUUUUAGCCUAGAGGAAAAGGCCUACAGGAGAGGAUAUGUCAAGUGCCAAGAUGCCCAUGUGCCUUAAAGCUGCCUGCCAACAGUACAAUUCCUCAGGCUUUGUUCUCGUCUGCAAACCCCUUUAUAAAAGCUUGUCAUUGGGAAAAUAUCUUUGUUUUGUCCUGUGCUGUAUAUUCAUAGUGAUACAAUUGUUUUGUAUUGGUAUUCAGAGUAACACAAAUAACUUUGAUAACCUGUUAUUUUAAGGAAAUAAAGAUUUAAAUGGUAAA